Micromonas commoda is the source of this 642-nucleotide messenger RNA. RefSeq lists its product with no specific name. The transcript has 3 exons. Bases 1 to 642 code for a protein of 213 amino acids. NCBI's taxonomy places the organism in Eukaryota, Viridiplantae, Chlorophyta, Mamiellophyceae, Mamiellales, Mamiellaceae. The record is from RefSeq and is a predicted model, not a curated record.
AUGAGGGUGACGCUGCGGUCGCUGCGGAUCGGAUGGUCCGCGAUCCUCGACGUCCCGGAUAAGUGUUUGGUGGGCGAGCUGAGGGCGGAGGCGGCGAAGGCUGCGGGGAUAGAGCCGGCCGGUCGCGCCAAGCUCGUCCUCCGCGGCGCCCCGCUGCAGGCAAGGGACGACGCGCAGAUCGCGCCGCUGAAACCAGGCGAUACCGUCCUCGUCAGCGCCCUGCACUCGGCUCCCAGCGGCGACCGAACCGGCGCGGCGGUCGACGUGACCCUGCCCGCCAGGAUCAACCGCUCCGGGCUCUCGCCGAGGCAGCUGCGCGCGGUCCGGUUUCUGCAGUUCACGUGCGGGGUGCCCGAGCCCGUGAUUCACGCCGCGAUGAGGACGAAGAAGCGCACGCUGGCGACGCUCGCCGCGUGGUGCGUGGCGUGGUACUGGGCGAUAAGGGUCGAGUUCGGAGCCGUGUUCGUGAUCGUGAGCGCCAUGGUGGCCAUAUUCACCGUCGGCCUGGGCACGCGCAAGGAGGGCGAGGCGAGCGCGUACUCGAUAUUCAACGGGUUCAACGAGCUGCCCGGAGCGUUCAACGCGGCUCAACUCGACGACCAGAUGCGGAAUCGAGGCGAGCAGGGACCGUACGUCGACUAG